AGUUUCUCACGCGUGUGUCAAAGUUGAAUAUAAGUUAAAUAAUUAAAUAAUGAAAUUUAGUGGCUAUAAAUUUGUAAAAAUAAAAAAAAUUACCAUCUAACAAAUAGCUUUCAUCAUGAAGUGUAUUAUUUCUGGAUCAAAUAUAAAAAUAUUAGCUAAAGCAAUUCAUGCUCUUGCAAAAAUUGGAGAUGAAAUGUAUGUGCAACCUCAAGAGGAUUCAAUUUCAUUUCGAGCUGUUAGUAUGUCAAAUUCUGCAUAUGCAAAUUUUACAAUGUUUAAAAAUUAUUUUUCAUAUUACACUUUUGGAGAUCUCCAGGAUGAAGAUACUUUAAAAUGUAAAAUUUCAAUGAGAUGCGCAAUAGGAGUUUUUAAAGCACCUCAUGUAAUGGAUAAAGUUCUAGAAACAUGUCACAUAAAACUAGAUCCAAAUGCAUCAAUAAUUUGUUUUAUUUUGAAAUAUAAAAACAGCAUUAUUAAAACUCAUCGACUUCCAAUUCUUGAUUGUGAAACAAUAAAAGCAGCGUACAAAAAAGAUGGACUUCCUAAUCAAUUAUCAGCGCAAGCAAAAGUUCUUUUGGAUGUUACUCAAAAUUUUCCUCAAAAUAUGAUUGAAAUAACAUUAGAAGUUACUCCACAAAAAGUUUUAUUAAGAAAUUACGUUGAUGAAACGACACAUUUGUCACAUGGUACACGAACUCAAAUUGUUCUCGGUGUUGGAGAAUUUGAUCAUUACACAAUAGGUUCCAAUGCAAAUGUGACUUUUUGUUUAAAAGAACUAAGAGCAAUUUUAGCAUUUGCUGAGAUUGUUAAUUUGCCAAUUAAUGUUAAUUUUGAAGACGCUGGGAGACCUGUGGUUUUUGUUCUAAAAAAUCCAUCGUUUGAAGCGAAUCUCGUCCUUUCUACUCUCAAUCCUGAGGUGGAAAAUCAAACUCUUCCAUCUCCUUCUGUGAAUGUAGGUCUUAAAAAAAAGACAACCACCAAAAGAUCAUCGAAUAAAACAUCAAAGACUGUGUCUAAAUCAUCAAAAUCGAAGAAUUCGAUAAAAAAUAAUCAAACUACAAAAUCCUCUAGUCAUAAUAAAAAUACAUUAGAAGAGGAGAGAAUAUCAAUGAAUAGUGUUCAACAAGAUAUUUUUGGUGAAAAUCAUGUGCGCCAAUCAACUCAAAUGAAAAUAAACUCUCGUGAAUCUUUAAUCGAUUCAUCAUCAUCAUCAAAUAGUAUCGUAAAAAGAACUAAUAGUGCUCUACAAACUUUAUUUCCACCGAUAUCAAGGAGAAAAUCAAAUCCAGGUGGAAGUAAUCAAAGGAACGACGAUGAUAUAAUUCCAUGUUCACCACCUCGACAGCCAUCCAAGAAAGCGAGAUUAAUAUUCCAAAAAUGCUUUAAAGCCACUUACGAUCCAAGAAUGAUGCUUGAUCACGAAGAAGUGUUAGCAAAAGAUUCUGACGAGGAAACAUGAUGUAUCCAUAAUAAAUUAAACUAAAAAGUGCUCGUGAUUUGUUUCCUAAAACAAUUAUUAUUUUAUUCGUGAGGAAUAAGUGUUAUUUCAUUUCUUAAGUUAAAUAUCAAACAUAAUUAUUAUUUAAUUUUCAUUUUAUAAAAAUUUAAAUAAUAUUUAAAUAUUCAAAUUCACUGAGAAUAAAGUAACUUUAUUUUUAUAUAAACUCAAAAUUUAAUGUUCAUUUGUGCAAGUAUUUCAAAAAAAAAAAAAAUGUUUUGUUCAUUUUAACAAAACUUCUGUAAUGUUAAAAAAAAAAAAAAAGAAAAAAAUUGUAAAUUAUAGUUAAAAACUAGACGAAGGGGGAUUAUUUAUUACUAUACCUAAAUAUAUUAGCUUUUUCAAAAAGUAA
This is a messenger RNA of Leptopilina boulardi, 1850 nucleotides long. It is a transcript of the gene Rad9, whose product is annotated as cell cycle checkpoint control protein RAD9A. The record is from RefSeq and is a predicted model, not a curated record. Bases 116 to 1459 code for a protein of 447 amino acids. The transcript has 6 exons. NCBI's taxonomy places the organism in Eukaryota, Metazoa, Arthropoda, Insecta, Hymenoptera, Figitidae. Gene Ontology annotation, cellular component: checkpoint clamp complex. Gene Ontology annotation, biological process: DNA repair; mitotic intra-S DNA damage checkpoint signaling; cellular response to ionizing radiation.